ACGCAGUAAUGCCUGGUCCUAUGUCGUUAUUGAUCGAUUAUUUUCUUAAGAUCCUAUCUUGAUGAAAACUCAAUCAAACAGUAGUAUAUAGCGUGAAGAAAUUGUCUUUGGACUAUACAUGGUUUUAUUUAUUGUCCUGGUCAAUUAAACACGCUUAAUUUACGCAUAAAUGGGUUUUAUAGCUAAAUUGAAGAUUGUAACAGAGGCUAGAAGUAAGUUUCGCAUACCAAGUAGCAAUUUGAUUUCUAAUCAAGGCAGUUUGUGUCGUUGUGGUCGAUUUAUAUGGACAUCAGUAAAUGAAGGCCAUGGGUAUUUAAACUAUAUAGCACCACAAACACGUCUACGUGUUGUUGAUAAUAGCCGUUGGAGUAGUAUUCAACCUUCAACUAUUCCAGGUAGAGAUCAAUCAGGAAAGAAGAUAGCGGCAAGUGAACAAAAAACACCAAACGUAGUUAAGGGUGAUAAAGAUGUUCGAGAUCUAAUUGCCCUUGGCUCGAAAGCACUUUCAAUUAAACCUGCGAAAUGUAUUUGUGUUUAUAAUAAAAAGAACAGAGGAAAAAUUGGUGAUAAAGUGUUGGUUGCUGUCGAAGGGGAACUAAAGAAAGGCUGGAUAGUUGGUUCUCGAUUGCCAUCUAAGGAUGGUUGGCCACGUUUUGAGGCGAAUAAUGUAGUUCUUAUUGAUGAUGAUGGAAAUCCUUUGGGUACACGAAUACUUGUUCCAAUACCUGCCCGAUUGCGAAGUCUAUCAGGAGAUAUAACUAAAAUUUUGUCGAUAGCCAGUUCAUUUGUGUAAACAUGGAGAGUAGUCUGUUCGACGUUUUGUACUGCUGUAAAAAAAGAUUUCAAAGGCUUAGGAAAUAUUUUUGUUGAGUUUGGAAAGUAAUUUAGAACUUACUCUCCCUUAUUAACCUCAAAAAAAGUGUGUUUCUGCUAUGCAUUCGCGAUGAUAUGAUCUCAUGCACACUUGUCAUAGGUAUUCGCACCGAAGGUUAUCCUGCGCUAGUAGAACACUUCUCCCCUUACUGUGGUAUAGUGGAAGAGUCUGAAAGUGAAGUUCUGCUGCUGGUUGGGUGGUAUGUGGUGUCAGUAAUGCUCCCCAUGAGUGGCCAGCAGCACCAUGCUGAUGCUUCUUUCCCUAAGGAGAAUGAGGGGAGGGUUAGGAAAAGUCAACCUUCAAAGAAGCACAACACCAACUCUACGGUCUCCCUAUGCUGGUGGCGUAGAAUUGCAGCUAGAUUUGAAAUAACUUGGACCUCGAACCCCGGAAAGUCCCGCGUAUGGUCAGUCUCAAGCGUACGCUGUGGCUCUCCAGUCGCACACCACUACUAAGUUUAGCUUGGCGUUUUUUCAGUCACCUCAGGAGCAAGUAGCGCCCGUGAAGCUCAUAGCUUGGGAGUUCCAACUGUCUUCACAGCCCGUCACCGCCGAAGAUCUUCCCAUUCAGCGCCAACCCUUUGCACAUGAAGCCUCCCCUCAUGUCUCUUGUUUAGUGUUCCCGUGUUGUCUCUAACGUGUUCCGGCGCUGAAAUUCUUGAUAAUGAUUUGGGUUCGUGAAAGGCUAUCCGUAGUUCGCCGAGAACACAUUCCUAGCUAUAAACUCGCUCUCAAAGCUCACCCUCUGUCAAGUCGGUUAAAGGCACCUAAGUGGUGCUCUCGGAACCCUAGGUAAGCGGACAAGUAAAGCUGGUUGCACGCGACAACUAUGCGCAGACAGCUAUCCUCCCUCGUUAGUACGGAUUUCAGACAUAAAGGGAGGGCUCCGACAUGGCGUUCGCCAGCUUCGACCCAGCGGUAGGCAGGGACAACACGCCGUCGCUCAGGGGGAUGAUGGUACAUUCCUUCCCUUGGAGCACUUUUGGAUGACGACCAAGCGUGUGUCUGCACCUAGAUGGUUAUAGGAGACCUACAGCAACAAGAUCGUCACGGCAAAGUUUGGUGAUGAGCAUACUGGGAUUGCUUCGAACGACAAUCAGGCUAAACAAUUGCCGGGACAGGGCGCUGUCAUUUAUCUCGAAGAAGCUUGGUGUCGCCCUCAGUAUGCAGUGAAAGGAGGGUCAAGGACCAUGAAUGAUUCCCAGGAAGUGGCAGUAGAUGUCAGCAACUGAUUGCCUAGUGGGUGUGCGCAGCGCAUCCCUACAGGGUCCGAGUGGAAACUGAUCGGACGUCGACUGACUAGAAGUUCACUCUAUGACAAUGAGCAGUGGUCGGCAGCUUAGGUUAUUGAGACGAAAAGGGCAACACUUAUGUGACAGGCAACAGUGCUUGGGCCAAUUGUGGGAACGAUAUAACAUCUGUGGUUAGUGAGACCUCAGUGUGGAGUGCUAGCUGUGUGCUUCACUCACCGACGAAACGACUGGAAGGGG
This is a messenger RNA of Heterobilharzia americana, 2363 nucleotides long. The record is from the annotation of a GenBank genome assembly. NCBI's taxonomy places the organism in Eukaryota, Metazoa, Platyhelminthes, Trematoda, Strigeidida, Schistosomatidae.